CGUGAGCAAGUGAGAGAGACAAACAUCAUGUUGAAUAUCAAGAUGAUAAUUUAUACCGGAGCUUGAAAACCAUUUUAUUCUUCGAAUGCCUUCUUUGGUGGACAUACCAACAAUAUUGGAAUCCUAUAAAACAGUUGAUAAGAAAACAUUCUUGAAAACUGCAGAUAUAUGUCAGAUGCUUGGUUGUUCAAAUGAAGGGGAAGACAGUGGAAGUGGUCGAGAAGAAAAACCUUCUCCGCACAAGAAUACUGACAAAGUCAACAAGAAGUUUCUAUGGAACCGUGGACUAACACCUCCACUAAAGAAUGUGAGAAAACGAAGUUUCAGAAAAUAGCCAAGAAAUAGUACAUAGAAUCACCAGAUAUUGAGAAAAAAGUGAAAAGACUACUAAGAAGGGACAGCACAG
Molecule: messenger RNA, 406 nt
Organism: Anneissia japonica
Lineage: Eukaryota; Metazoa; Echinodermata; Crinoidea; Comatulida; Comatulidae
Product: transcription initiation factor TFIID subunit 7-like
Exons: 5
Coding region: 86-334 (82 amino acids)
Biological process (GO): transcription initiation at RNA polymerase II promoter; RNA polymerase II preinitiation complex assembly
Cellular component (GO): transcription factor TFIID complex
Molecular function (GO): RNA polymerase II general transcription initiation factor activity
Source: RefSeq, a predicted model, not a curated record